AUGGGAGGGUGUGUCAGUGCAACUCCUGAGGAGAGAGAGGCAAAAACUCGAAGCUCAGUUAUCGACCGACAGCUGCGACAUGAUGCACGGCAAUACGACAACACAAUCAAGAUCCUCUUACUGGGUAUCAUGCCUGUCUGGGCUGGGGAGUCAGGGAAGAGUACAGUGGUGAAACAGAUGAAGAUAAUCCACGGGGAUGGUUACAGUCAGUCUGAACUCCGAAGUUUCAAGUCGGUAAUCUACGGCAACCUGGCAGCCUCGAUGAGAGUGGUUGUGAAUGCAAUGGACAAACUCGGCAUCCUGUAUGGCAGUCAGGCCAGCCAGGAACAGGCUCGUGUCAUCCUGAGCCUCUCCAACUCCCUCUCAUCCUAUGAGGCUUUUCCUCCCGAAGUCACCACUGCCUUCAUCAGUCUCUGGAGAGACGCUGGUGUCCAGGAGUGCUUCAGUCGGGCCUACGAAUACCAGCUGAACGACUCCGCCCCAUACUAUUUCCAGAACAUGGAUAGACUGUUGAGAGACGACUAUGUACCAGACGAACAAGAUGUCCUCCGGUCUCGAGUCCAGACCACCGGCAUCAUCGAGACCUCGUUCCGUGUCAAGCAGCUCACUUACAGAGUGGUGGAUGUCGGAGGUCAGAGGUCAGAGAGACGAAAGUGGAUCCAAUGUUUCGACGAUGUGAGAGCAGUUCUGUUUGUGUGUGCCCUAAGUGGGUACGACAUGACGCUUUUUGAAGACGGCAAGACUAACCGGCUGGAGGAGAGUCUGAACCUGUUCCAGGCCAUCUGCAACAACAAGUUCUUUGUCAAGACCUCCAUGAUUCUGUUCCUGAACAAGGCAGAUCUAUUCCGAGACAAGAUCACCAACUCUGACCGUCACUUGCGUAUCUACUUCACCCAGUACACAGGUCCAGAUCGGGAUGUGGAGGCGGCCAGUAGGUUUAUUCAGACUGAGUUCAUGGAGCGAAAUCUCAACAAGCAGAAGAUUAUAUAUCCUCACCUCACCACGGCAACCGACACCACCAACAUCAAGGUGGUGUUUGGCGUUGUCCUGGACACUAUCAUUCGUGAGAACCUGGAGGCGGCCAACUUGCUGUGAACUGCGCAGCAGCUGCCACGCGCAUCUCUAGCCCCUUUCUGUGUCCACUGCUCUCGUGAUAUACUAUAGACUCCCCACUGACACACUUUUCUCCUAGAUUUAUAGUCGACUUAAUGAUUCACAGGCUGUUACUGAGUGUUCGCGUGAAGAUAAAAUUGUGUAUUUUUAGCAGAGGUUUAAUUUUCUGGGUGUGUGUCAAGUGUUGUUGUGUGUGUUUUUGUUUGUUAUGCACUAAUUACUUGUUACAGUGUAAGAGAUAGUGGCUUUUUUGCAUACCAAUUCUCUUCUUUUGUAAUCGAUGGUGUAUAUUAUUACAAAUCAAAAGAAUGUUUCAUCGUCAA
This is a messenger RNA of Geodia barretti, 1436 nucleotides long. The record is from the annotation of a GenBank genome assembly. NCBI's taxonomy places the organism in Eukaryota, Metazoa, Porifera, Demospongiae, Tetractinellida, Geodiidae.